Messenger RNA from Fusarium graminearum PH-1, 996 nucleotides. RefSeq lists its product as uncharacterized. The record is from RefSeq and is a predicted model, not a curated record. Bases 1 to 996 code for a protein of 331 amino acids. Lineage: Eukaryota; Fungi; Ascomycota; Sordariomycetes; Hypocreales; Nectriaceae. The transcript has a single exon.
AUGGACGACUUCCCACGCUUAUUAUCGCUCCCCUUCGAGCUGAGGGACAUGAUAUGGACAUACUGCGCUACUACUGCGGAGUCAAACGGGUUGCUGAAAUGCUGUCACCAGGCAAGGGACGAGUUCAUCCACCACUGCAUACUAACUGAAGAUGCUGAAAGGCUACAAACACUCCGGAUCUGGCUGGACAAUCUCCCUGGACCUACGGGUGGGCACAUGGAUAUGUUGCGACUCCAUCGAUUCAAGACUAUGGAUAAGUGCGGUGCUGGAAUCUUCGCUCGACAGAACCAGAACUAUCCCAAGUCAGGAGGUCCUUAUGGGGCAUCUACCGAGAUCAAUAGGCGUCUUGCUACACUGUUCGACCCUUUCGCGGCUGCUCAUAUCAUCGAAAUGCGCGACAGUUGCCCACAUUUUCGUGCAGUGAAGUGGGCGACCGCUUCUCUAUCUAAACACACCAAGCAAAUGUCCGAUGAGGCAUGGCUCAAGUUUUAUCCCCAGGGCAUUCGAUAUUACUGGGAUAGAAGAAACCUCAUCGAGUGGAGACUCCGUUGGACAACACAAAACUACAGCUUGCUGGAGAAGUUUGAAAACAGUCUUUAUGGCUGUAACAAUGUGCUCUUGCACCAAUGGUGGGGGUGUGUGUCUUCCUACCAAGACUCAUGGGCCGUCUUCAACGAGCUUGCGCUUCCCGUUGAACGUGAAGCCCUGCAGUGGGCCAUAAAGUCCUUCCCAAACCACCCCGCGGAUAUCGAGCGCCCGGUUCUGGUUCGACGAGAUCGGGAUGAGUAUAUUGUGCGCGUGGCCAGGAAGGGUUGUGGGUAUACGAUUUACAAUUAUUAUACUAUGGCUUGGUGGUGUUUGGCUUCGGCCAACUACACAGGAGCAAGUCCAUUCUUUCACAAUAACAGGGGCUUUCGACCAGGAUCAGGAUCCAGGUAUUGGCACCGGUCCAUGUACAGCCCCCAUAGGCAUCCAAUGUAUCCUCCGGACUUUUAG